Stomoxys calcitrans (stable fly) is the source of this 1995-nucleotide messenger RNA. It is a transcript of the gene mas, whose product is annotated as protein masquerade. Gene Ontology annotation, biological process: proteolysis. The record is from RefSeq and is a predicted model, not a curated record. NCBI's taxonomy places the organism in Eukaryota, Metazoa, Arthropoda, Insecta, Diptera, Muscidae. Gene Ontology annotation, molecular function: serine-type endopeptidase activity. The coding region runs from base 1 to 1662 and encodes 553 amino acids. The transcript has 7 exons.
AUGCCCCUGCAACCCUUGGUCUAUGCAGGCAGACAUUCAGCCAGUCAUUCUGCCACCUGCUGUUGCUACAAAGGCCUGUGCUGUUAUGCUGCUGCUGUCAUGAUUGUUGCUCUUGCUGCUUUCGUAGCUGUUACUGUUGACGGUGUAAAAAGAAUGUUCACCAAACAAAUCGAAAGAAAUGGCCGCAUUACUCGUCCAUUGAGUAAAAUUCUUGAAAAGCAACAAUUCCAAACUCGCAAUGACACCGCCUAUGGCCAUUAUCCCCCUUUGGCUCCGCCACCACAAUUGGGAGUACAACAAUAUCCGCCACAAUCGGUGUAUCCACCUCCCCCGCCUGCCUAUAUGCCAACACAGCAAACACCACAACAAAUGCAUCAUCCCCACUAUCCACCUCCACCACAAAUGCAAGUGCCACAACAGCAGCCAAACUACGAAUACUCACCAUAUGGACCGGGAUUACUUCCCCACCAAGGCGGCAUUCCACCACAACUGCCACCACAGCACCAACAUUUGCCUCCCAGCACAUUGCAAACGACCACACCCACCACCACUACAACAACAACUCAACGUCCCCAUGUCUACUCGAAAUAUGUUUGCGGUGUUAAGGGAACUCUACGCACUGGCCGUUCUUCACCUGCCCUCUCUUUGGUCUCCUAUAUUCGUGCGAAGUAUGGUGUCCAUCGUCAAUCGCGACAAUUGAAUGCUGACUUCGAUAUGCCCAUGGGCAUGCAGAAGACAUCGGAACGUUUGAUUUUAGGCUCAGACAUAGUGCCCAUACAAAUUCAUAAUGACAAAUUGGGUGAUUUGGUGCAAGAAGAGGUGGCCAGCUUCAAUCAGGUGCGCUCUUAUCCGGACAAUUUUCCCUCGACGGUAUUUGCUCAGUCCUAUUUUGCCAAUUACACUUCGGGACGGAGACGUGCUCGUGUUGUGGGUGGUGAGGAUGGUGACAAUGGCGAGUGGUGUUGGCAAGUGGCCUUGAUUAAUUCCAUGAAUCAAUAUCUUUGUGGUGCGGCGCUCAUAGGCACCCAAUGGGUUUUGACUGCAGCCCAUUGUGUGACAAACAUUGUUCGCUCUGGCGAUGCCAUUUAUGUGCGUGUGGGUGAUUACGACUUGACUCGCAAAUAUGGCAGCCCUGGUGCUCAAACCCUUAGAGUGGCCACCACUUAUAUUCAUCACAAUCACAACAGCCAGACUUUGGAUAAUGACAUAGCCCUACUGAAAUUACAUGGCCAAGCUGAGUUAAGAGAUGGAGUGUGUUUGGUCUGUCUUCCAGCACGAGGUGUUAGCCAUGCUGCUGGCAAGCGUUGCACCGUAACCGGGUAUGGUUACAUGGGAGAAGCUGGUCCAAUUCCAUUGCGCGUGCGCGAAGCCGAAAUUCCCAUUGUCAGCGAUACCGAGUGCAUACGCAAGGUCAAUGCUGUAACUGAGAAGAUCUUCAUUUUGCCUGCCUCCAGUUUCUGUGCUGGCGGUGAAGAGGGUAAUGACGCCUGCCAAGGAGACGGCGGUGGCCCUCUGGUCUGUCAAGACGAUGGUUUCUAUGAAUUGGCUGGUUUGGUUUCAUGGGGCUUUGGGUGCGGUCGUGUUGACGUGCCGGGCGUUUAUGUGAAAGUCUCAUCGUUUAUUGGAUGGAUAAAUCAAAUCAUUAGUGUCAAUAAUUUAUAGUCGCCUUAAGGCGUUUCUUUAUAGGAUUACUUUCUUAAGUUUAUGGUUCGCUGGCAGGCGAGCUCAGUAAAGCAUUUAGAUAUCAUUAAUAAAAACAAAAAAAACAAAAAACUUGAGAUCCAUUAAAAGCUUCAAGUUGAGUGAGUUAUUCUACUCGUAAUUUACUCACUUUAUGUGUGAGUAUUUUGCGAUUACAAAUGAUUCACUGAUUCAAUUUCACGUAAUUUAAUGCUCUUCUCUUUUUCUUAAGCGAAAGAAAAGUAUUGACAGAUACUUUGAUUUCUUUGCGAAUACGACUGUUAUUUUUAUUAAUUAGUAAUUUUAUUAACAAAA